Molecule: messenger RNA, 1377 nt
Organism: Phaeodactylum tricornutum CCAP 1055/1
Lineage: Eukaryota; Bacillariophyta; Bacillariophyceae; Surirellales; Neidiaceae
Exons: 3
Coding region: 63-1340 (425 amino acids)
Source: RefSeq, a predicted model, not a curated record
CCAGAUCAUCGUCGCACACAUUCCUUUCUUCUCCCGUUAGUAUAAUUAAAAGCACCAUCAUCAUGUCGCAAGCAGUGAGUGGUCUUGCCGCUUCCAUCCGCCGAGCUGUCGACAACGAAACGUUUGAUUUAGCCGGCAAGAAUGCUUCCACCAUUGAAAAUGCCGUACAAGACGCCUUUCGUGAAGCGUUUGCGUUACCGGAGACGAUUCGACUCACCUUUGUGACCGGAGCGGGCAAGCUAGCUCGACAGAAAUACGACGACGGUGCCGCCAAAGCGAUCACUUCGCCUUUACGGGAGCUGGGGUACCAAGAGGAUCACGGGGGUGGCGCCGGAACUUUCAAACUCCAACACGAUACGGGGAAGAAUCUUAAAACAGUGGUGGUAUAUCCCCACGUUUCCAAAAGUGGCGGUGAGAGUGAGAACACGACUCAAGUAGCCACAGCGGCCCUGUUGGCGGAAGAUAGUGCGGAAUACAAAAUUGCGUAUUCGUCCGCCAACGUGUUUCAGCGGAUGGUAGAAAGUAAAUGUCCGACUUGGUCACAGAAGAAAGGAUGUGUUGCGGCAGUUGAAACGGUUAAAAGCAUGGUACAAGUGUUAGAAACGAAGCUUUUGACCGGCACGCCCUUGUCGGAGUCUGAGCAAGAUUUCUACGAUGCUGUAUCGAUUACCUCACUGGAAGAGAAGCUGACACUCCUUAAAGAGUUGAUGCACGCGCAAGUCGAUACAGGCAAGAUCACGAGUCGAGAAAAGAUCGAGCUUCUUGCUCAAGUCAACGAUCGUCUCGCAACGCUACGAAAGGAUAUUGUCGAGGCCGAGAGCGAAGGCAAAGCGAAGCGUGUUGACAACUUGAAAAAUGUUCAAACGAAAGCAACCGCGCGAAAAGAAAAACUUGAAAGUAUAUCACCACAAGCCCCUCCGCUUUUAAAGAAUAUACUGGAAAUCAAUAAACUACGAACCGAAAUGGCUCCGCUUCUAGAGAUGGAGGAAAACGCGAAAGGUAGACUUCUGACAUUGAAAGAAUCACAGGCUAUUGGUCGAAAGGACGAGAUUCAAGAAGAGAUUGAAGAUUUGGAGCGUUCAAGCCGCGGAUGGUUCGAAAGUGAUGACGCUUUUGCAACACGAGUGGAAGCAGCCUGCGUUGCGUGGAAAGCUGCAGCAAGGAACAAGAAGCCAACAAAGAAAAAACCGGUAGGUAGCGUAGCUAGUGGAACAGCCUCGGCACCAAAAUGGGUUACUCCUGCUCCAAAAAAAUCUGCGUGGUCCAAAGCCCCCACAAAAAGCAAACCAGCAGGAGGGGGUGUUUUUGCCGCAAUGAUGAUGGACAGCGAUAGCGAUUAAAUGGAGCCAGAGAACUAUAAGCAAAGCUUUAAACGCC